CGAAGGCGGGACGCGUGACGUAGCCCGGCUGGAGCUCGAGCUGUUUAUUGUUCCUUCCCGUCGACGAGAGAAAAGGGCUGGCUUAGCGGAGGCAUAUAUCACACACACACACACACACACUUUCCCUGCGGUUUUAGCUUCAAGGAGCCAUUUUAGUAAGGCCAAGACAGGUUGAUACAGGACCGGUUGGCCAUGGCGUACGCGUAUCUCUUCAAAUACAUCAUAAUCGGAGACACGGGUGUGGGGAAGUCGUGCCUAUUAUUACAGUUUACAGAUAAGCGCUUUCAGCCAGUGCAUGAUCUCACUAUCGGUGUUGAAUUUGGAGCACGAAUGAUCACUAUAGAUGGCAAACAGAUAAAACUUCAGAUCUGGGAUACGGCCGGACAGGAGUCCUUCCGCUCAAUCACCAGGUCCUACUACAGAGGUGCAGCUGGGGCUCUGCUAGUUUAUGACAUCACAAGAAGGGACACCUUUAACCACUUGACAACCUGGUUAGAAGAUGCUCGUCAACAUUCCAACUCUAACAUGGUCAUCAUGCUCAUCGGAAAUAAAAGUGAUUUGGAGUCACGGAGAGAGGUGAAGAAAGAGGAAGGCGAGGCCUUUGCCAGAGAACACGGACUGAUCUUCAUGGAAACUUCUGCAAAGACUGCAUCAAACGUAGAAGAGGCAUUUAUCAACACGGCCAAGGAAAUUUAUGAAAAGAUCCAGGAGGGAGUCUUUGAUAUAAACAACGAGGCUAACGGCAUCAAGAUUGGACCGCAGCAUGCUGCCACCAACUCCACGAUGGGCGGCAGUCAGGGAGGACAGCAAGCCGGAGGGGGCUGUUGCUGAGCACUACCCUUUACCCUCCAGUCACUUCCACGUCCCCCUCUGCCCCUUACGUUUCUACUGGACUGGUCGGACUCACUAACAUUUUCUUAACCUCCCACAGCCCAGGCCCCGGAUUCAAAUCAUAUGUUAGAUGGCUGUCCAAAACGAUACAACAAAAAAAUAUUUAUAAAGUCCAGGUCCUCUUCAAACCUCCUGACAAACUCCUGAAGCCUGUUUGGGCUACAGCAGACAUUAUAUGGUUACUAGUAAAGAAAAAGACAGGAGCUUUGGAGUUAUUAUGGUAAAUAUAUUCAUGUUUGUUUCUCAGCAAGUUGUCUUUUUUUGUUUUGUUUUGCCCAUUUGACUUCAAGCUGAACUGUAUUAAACACUACAAAUUCAUCUAUAGUAUUUUAAUCAGUUUAUGUGGGUGAAUUCAUUGAAAACUGUGGUAAACCCUGAAGUCAAAAUAAAAGGAACGUAGAGCUGGUCUAAAAAAGGAACCGCUGUUAUCAAAGUGAAGAAGUUAAAAGAAGAAAAAAGCAGGACUGUUUUAAAUCUGUAUUUAUCAUUCACAUUCUGUAUAUAUAGUUAUCAUUUCUUGCUUUGGUGUAUGUUGACCGAGCUAGAAUUCUGUACUGAAUUUGCUUAAAUUCUAUACUGUAUGUAUAGAGCUUGAAACUGCAGCAGUAUUGCGAUAUUUCCAAAAACGCUUUGACACCAUUUUAAGGUAAUAUUUUACUUCAUUUAUUUUAGUUUGGUCCUGCCAUCUGCCUUGACUCCUCGUAUCCGUGCCCCCAAUCCUCCUCACUGUAAAGAAACUCUGGCUCUAUAUUCCUAUUUUAAUGCCAAAUUUGUGUUUACCUGUGUUCUAAAAUCAUGGCUCCAGAUAUGGAUCACAUCUCCAGAACUAGAUCUGCUGUUUGCCUUAAAAGAUUUUGGGACUUCAAAAAAAA
Molecule: messenger RNA, 1763 nt
Organism: Sinocyclocheilus grahami
Lineage: Eukaryota; Metazoa; Chordata; Actinopteri; Cypriniformes; Cyprinidae
Product: ras-related protein Rab-2A
Exons: 8
Coding region: 193-831 (212 amino acids)
Molecular function (GO): GTPase activity; GTP binding
Source: RefSeq, a predicted model, not a curated record